Molecule: messenger RNA, 1539 nt
Organism: Prunus armeniaca (apricot)
Lineage: Eukaryota; Viridiplantae; Streptophyta; Magnoliopsida; Rosales; Rosaceae
Source: the annotation of a GenBank genome assembly
AUGAGAAAUUCAAUUUUCUUUCUCACUCUCCUAACACUCACUGUCGCUUACUCCCUCCAAUUCCAAGCUCACGCUGCUCCUGCAGGGCCAUUAAUAAAACACUUGUCUUCUCUUCUCAAGUGGACCAGGGAAAUUUCCUCCAAAACACCACAAUCAGAUGGGAAUGUUCUUCAAUUUGAGAAUGGGUACUUAGUUGAGACUGUUUUGGAAGGUAACGACAUUGGAGUAAUUCCUUACAAAAUCCGCAUCUCAGAGGAUGGCGAACUCUUUGCCGUGGACUCCGUUAACAGCAACAUUAUGCGGAUUACUCCGCCUUUGUCCCAAUAUAGUAGGGGAAGAUUGGUUGCUGGGUCAUUUCAGGGUUACACAGGACAUGUUGAUGGAAAGCCAAGUGAUGCUCGUUUCAAUCAUCCCAAAGGUGUAACUAUGGAUGAUCAAGGGAAUGUAUAUGUUGCUGAUACUGUGAAUCAUGCCAUAAGAAAGAUUGGAGAUGCUGGUGUGACAACCAUUGCAGGCGGGAAAUCAAAUGUUGCAGGCUACAGGGAUGGGCCUAGUGAAGAUGCAAUGUUCUCAAAUGAUUUUGAUGUGGUAUAUGUUCAAUCUACUUGUUCCUUGCUAGUUGUUGAUAGAGGAAAUGCUGCUCUUCGGCAGAUCUCUCUCAACCAGGAGGAUUGUGAUUAUCAGUACAGUUCAAUUUCUGCCACAGAUGUGCUUAUGGUUGUUGGUGCUGUCUUGGUAGGGUAUGCUACAUGCAUGCUUCAGCAGGGAUAUGGACCUUCUUUCUUCUCGAGAACGCAGCCACCUUUAAAGAGUGAAAUUAAAGAGCAUCCAAGCAAUGGGAAAUCUUCUCCAAUGGUGGAGAGCAUGAAAGAGGAACCAGGAUGGCCAUCUUUUGGACAGCUCAUCAUUGAUCUAUCCAAGCUUGGGCUUGAAGCAUUGGCUGGCAUAUUUGUUCACUUCAUCCCCUCCCGUUUUAUGCCUGGUGGCUCCCAGAAAGGCCUCACUCCAUUAAAAGAUGCUCUUAGGAUGCCUGAAGAUGAAGCUGUGACCCCAUUAGUUCAGAGACAAAGUGCUCCUGCUCCUCUAUCUGAGACUCGACAGGCCCAUACUCCCAAUGCAAGUGAGAAAUAUUCAGAAAUGAAGCCACCAAAGAUGAAGUCAACUAGUUUUAAAGAUCCCUCUUUGUCAAGCAAGCACCGGUCUUCAAAGCGACAGGAUUCUGCAGAAUUCUAUGGAUCUGGUGAGGUUUCUUCUUAUAGCAGGUCUAAGAGUCAGAAAGAAAGACCGAGGCACCGCCAACGAGAUAAGAGUGGCGAGAUAGUUUUUGGAGCUGGGACAGAACCAAAACCCAUGGAUAUGAAGGCUGCAGGUUAUGACAACCCAAGGCACCGCCAACGAGAUCAGAGUGGCGAGGUAGUUUUUGGAGCUGGGACAGAACCAAAACCCAUGGAUAUGAAGGCUGCAGGUUAUGACAAUCCGAAGUUUGAAAAUUACAAUAUCAGGAGUAGGUAUGGACCUGAUAGCUCGUACCGCUUUUGA